AUGUUUAGUAGGGCGGGUCGCUUGAGUGUCAAAACCAAGCGGUGGUUGUUUUUCCUUGGCUCAUCAUUGAUCUCUUGGAAAAGCAAGAAAGAAGAAACUGUAUCCAAGUCCAACACAGAAGCCGAUGCUAACCGUUUUUGGUCCCAAAUCUUUGGGGUUGCUUUUUCCAAUAAAUGCUGGUUACAUUUCUUUAUGUUAUUUGUACCAUUAACCGGUUUAUGGAUGAGUGCUCUUGGAGUAAUCGGCUUGGCCCUGAACUUACGUGCCUAUGACUUCGUUUCUCAGGAAAUUCGCGCAGCGGAAGAUCCGGAAUUUGAGACUUUCUACACCAAAAAUAUUCUAUUAAACGAUGGUAUUCGUGCAUGGAUGGCGGCUCAAGAUCAGCCUCAUGAAAACCUUAUAUUCCCUGAGGAUGUUCUACCAGGUGGAAACGCUCUUUAA
Messenger RNA from Erythranthe guttata (spotted monkey flower), 441 nucleotides. Lineage: Eukaryota; Viridiplantae; Streptophyta; Magnoliopsida; Lamiales; Phrymaceae. The record is from RefSeq and is a predicted model, not a curated record.